Selaginella moellendorffii is the source of this 2148-nucleotide messenger RNA. Its product is annotated as serine/threonine protein phosphatase 2A 57 kDa regulatory subunit B' theta isoform. Gene Ontology annotation, biological process: signal transduction. Bases 345 to 1874 code for a protein of 509 amino acids. Gene Ontology annotation, molecular function: protein phosphatase regulator activity. Lineage: Eukaryota; Viridiplantae; Streptophyta; Lycopodiopsida; Selaginellales; Selaginellaceae. The record is from RefSeq and is a predicted model, not a curated record. The transcript has 2 exons. Gene Ontology annotation, cellular component: protein phosphatase type 2A complex.
AGGAGGACAAGGGCGCCGCGCCGAUGCUCGUCGCCGCCACUGCCGCUGCCGCCGCGCCGAUCUCGAUCUCCACCGCCUCGCCGCCGCCGCUGCCGCCGCCGCUGGAGCACAGGAUUUCACAGCCGGAGCAAUCCCCGGAUCGAUCAUGUUCUCCCCGGAGCGGCAGCAGCAGCGGCAGCAGUGAAUCGAGGGAAAUCUCACGAGCACAGGCAAGUGUGUGGGCUUUGCGACUGCUAGAUGCGUAGGCCGGUGGCGCGAGGAAGGGAAAUCUCGAGCAAGAAGGGGUUUUUGGGCAGCACAUCCUAAAGAAGGGUUUUUGCUUGCUACCACCAGGCAGUCCAGACAUGGUCAACAUAAAGCUCAAGCAAUUAAUUCGCAAGCCGUCGUCCAGGAAUGAUAGCAGCAUUGAGUCCUCGAUUGGCGCUCCAGCUCCUCAUCCAGGCGGCAUAAUGCCGGGCUCUACCAGUGUUCCUUCCAAUCCUGGCUCUCGAUCUUCGUCUUCCUCCUCCGGGCCGGUGAAUGGGCUCCUCCCACUGACCAACUUUGAGCCGCUGCCGCUCUUCCGCGACGUUCCCAGCUCCGAGAAGCAAUCGCUCUUCGUCAAGAAGCUACAUUUGUGCUGCUGCGUGUUCGAUUUCACUGACCCCUCCAAGCACACGCGAGAAAAGGAGAUCAAGCGGCAGACACUCCUGGAGCUCGUCGACUACGUCACCUCGGGGUCGGGCAAGUUCACCGAGAACGUCCUCGAGGACAUGACCAAGAUGGUGUCGGCCAACUUGUUCCGGAGCCUGCCACCCUCGUCCCGCGAGAACAGUGCCGUGUCCGAGAGCUUUGACGAGGACGAGGAGCCGGUCAUGGACCCGGCAUGGCCGCAUUUGCAGAUCGUCUACGAGUUCUUACUCCGCCUGGUGGUGUCCACCGAGACCGACGCCAAGGUCGCCAAGCGCUACAUCGACCACUUCUUCGUGCUGCGGCUGCUGGAUCUCUUCGACUCGGAGGACCCCCGAGAGAGAGAGUACCUCAAGACCAUCUUGCAUCGGAUCUACGGCAAGUUCAUGGUCCACCGCCCCUUCAUCCGCAAGGCCAUCAACAACAUCUUCUACCGGUUCAUCUUCGAGACGGAGAAGCACAACGGCAUCGCGGAGAUGCUGGAGAUCCUGGGCAGCAUCAUCAACGGGUUCGCGCUGCCGCUCAAGGAAGAGCACAAGCUGUUCCUGGUGCGAGCUCUGGUGCCGCUGCACAAGCCAAAGUGCGUGGCCAUGUACCACCAGCAGCUGUCGUACUGCAUAACGCAGUUCGUGGAGAAGGACUGCAAGCUCGCGGACACGGUCAUAAGAGGGCUGCUCAAGUACUGGCCUGUCACCAACAGCCAAAAGGAAGUCCUCUUCUUGAAUGAGCUGGAGGAGGUACUGGAGGCGACGCAGGCGUCAGAGUUUGAGCGCUGCAUGGUUCCCCUGUUCCGACAGAUUGCCCGCUGCCUUAAUAGCUCCCACUUCCAGGUAGCGGAACGAGCACUCUUUUUGUGGAACAACGAUCACGUCGUGAGCUUGGUGGCACAGAACCGGCAGACGAUACUGCCACUGAUCUUCAGUGCGCUGGAGAUGAACAACCGGAACCACUGGAACCAGGCGGUGCACGGGCUGACUUGCAACGUCCGCAAGAUGUUCUCGGAGAUGGACCCGGAGCUGUUCCAGGAGUGCCAGCGGAAGUUCCAGGAGGACGAGGAGAAGUCCAAGGGGAUCGAGGAGAAGCGCGAGAUAACGUGGAAGCGGCUCGAGGCGGCGGCGGCCACCAAGGCCGUGAGCUCCGAGGCCGUGCUGGUGAUGGGAAUGGCACCGUCGUUUAACCAGCAGAGAACCAUGGUAGGCGUCUAGAAGAUCGAGCCCAGCGUUCCCUGUUCUUGUUGGAGGAUCUAUCUCCACUGACCGGCUGCCCUGUAAAUCGCCACCAAUCCAGAGAACCAGUCCCGGUGUACACAAAAACCAGUAAGUUCGUCCGAGAGAACCGGUCGGUGUCGAUGAACCAGAGCUUGAGAAGAAUACUGCGGCUGGAGUUGUUUGAAUAUUUACUCCUGUUUAUUGGUUGUUCUGUGUGUGUUUGUAGAAAACAACGCUCUCCCCUUUCUAUACGAACCAUCCUCUUUCUAUA